GCUGUCGACCCACGGUAGCCAAUCAUGAGGGCAAUCUGGAUCUCCAAACUAGCGGGUCAGGUGGAGCUGGCGUGCUUGUCCGCUGUGUUUUGUUCUUUCCUCCAUCUCAAACACGCGAGUCUCUCGACAAAAAACUCGAUUCCGACAGGUCGCUUCUUCUGACAAUGGGUAUUGCUAGAAAAUUGACCCUUUGUACCGGCGUUUUGACGGGACUCGGCACUGGAGUGCUGGGAUACCUUGGGGCCACCACGACCAUCGUCAGUCCGCUGCCGGAAGAUGAUCCCUUAUGGCGAUCAAAGAGCUACGCCGCGUACAACUCGCACCGGAACCCCUCAACGCAAGAUAUAUGCACCAAGAGGAUAUCACUAAGCAGGAUUAAGCCGGAGCUGCUUAAUCAUGAGGGCGAUCUUGCGCUCGAGUUCUGCCGAGGUGUCUGGGGCGGUUUAGGCUACCGGCUUCAACGAGCAUAUCUUGCCCGUAAAUAUCAGGGCCCGGACACCGCCGCCCAGCUGUGGACGGUUGAUCAGUUGACUAAGUCAACAUACGAACCGGGAACCCAACUCACGGACCAUUUCGAAGUGGUCGAGAAGACGCCUUCCGAAAUUGUUGUCCGCUGCGGCGAUUCCCCAAGGAACUCGAGCCCUCGCAACUCGGAUGGACUCUUCGUCAUCAGUGCGGCGGUUGACCGCGAGCGUGGCGAGGCCGUGCUCGAGUUGAAGAGCUGCUUCUUCAUCAGCAGCGGCAGGAUUGAAGGCAUCUCGGGACCGAUGCCUGGCUGGAUGGAGGUGUUGCACAGGUGGUACUCCAGACUCUGGAUCGAGACAGGGUCGUGGAGGGUGACACGAUAGUCAUUGUCAAUCGCGUUCGGUACCACAGGCAUACGUCGCUCGGCUUCUAAACGAACACCAUGGCGAACUAC
Messenger RNA from Parathielavia appendiculata, 919 nucleotides. RefSeq lists its product as uncharacterized. Lineage: Eukaryota; Fungi; Ascomycota; Sordariomycetes; Sordariales; Chaetomiaceae. The coding region runs from base 165 to 848 and encodes 227 amino acids. The transcript has 2 exons. The record is from RefSeq and is a predicted model, not a curated record.